This is a messenger RNA of Anneissia japonica, 437 nucleotides long. RefSeq lists its product as uncharacterized. The transcript is spliced from 3 exons. NCBI's taxonomy places the organism in Eukaryota, Metazoa, Echinodermata, Crinoidea, Comatulida, Comatulidae. The record is from RefSeq and is a predicted model, not a curated record. Bases 51 to 437 code for a protein of 128 amino acids.
UUCAUUAUAUAUUAUUACAAUAGGAACGAUGCGAGUUAGAAUUCCCGGAGAUGGGACCACCUGGUUGGUACGCUGCAUCAGUCAUGGUUGAAGAUUUUGUGGACAAAGAUUCGACUGAAGCUUUAAGUUCAAUUCCAUUCCAGUUCCUUUUGAACGUCACGCAACCUGGUAGCUGUGUUGGGCCUUUAGUCCAAGGACCUACUUGCGAUAUCAUCCGACCAGGAGAGAAAUGGACAGGUCUCGUUUCCGCCAGAAUUCUUCCUGCCUCGGACGCCCGAUCUAUCAUCGCAAUGCCUAUGAGUCCUCCUAAAGGAAUGACGAAAAAGAUCAUCACAAGUCUCCCUGCUGCCGAAGCAGCUAUGGAACUUUCUUACCGAGCCGGCAAGAAUGAAGGGAUUGUUGGAUUCUGUUACACAGCACUGGGUGACAACUGGUAG